AUGGAUCUCUCCAACAUCUUCCGAAUCGUCAACAUCGUCGUCGGUGUGCUCAUGGUCCUGGGUGGUAUUUCCCAGUUCUUCCCUGCGUCCAUGAGCUCCAUCAUUGUCGGCGUCUAUGUGAUUAUCUUUGGUCUUCUUGUUGGUGGAUUGGAAUUCCUGCCGAACGUCCCCGACUACGUCUACCGCUACGCGUCUUUCCUUUUCUCCUUCCUGGGACGUGGUGGCUUCUACAUCUUCGUCGGGUCGAUCAUGUUGCACGACAACGUCCUGCGCUAUAUUGCGGGCUCCAUCGUCGGCUUCAUCGGUCUGGGAUACAUUGCCCUGGAGUUCAUUCCCUCCAUCGAGCCUCCGUCCAACAUGCGCGAGACCGACCAGGGUUGGGGCGCUGAGCAGGUCUAA
Molecule: messenger RNA, 399 nt
Organism: Aspergillus aculeatinus CBS 121060
Lineage: Eukaryota; Fungi; Ascomycota; Eurotiomycetes; Eurotiales; Aspergillaceae
Product: TVP15 family protein
Exons: 4
Coding region: 1-399 (132 amino acids)
Biological process (GO): vesicle-mediated transport
Cellular component (GO): Golgi membrane
Source: RefSeq, a predicted model, not a curated record